Messenger RNA from Pygocentrus nattereri (red-bellied piranha), 1202 nucleotides. RefSeq names its product cyclin-dependent kinase inhibitor 1Ca (gene cdkn1ca). Gene Ontology annotation, cellular component: nucleus. The transcript is spliced from 3 exons. The record is from RefSeq and is a predicted model, not a curated record. Gene Ontology annotation, biological process: regulation of cell cycle. Lineage: Eukaryota; Metazoa; Chordata; Actinopteri; Characiformes; Serrasalmidae. Gene Ontology annotation, molecular function: cyclin-dependent protein serine/threonine kinase inhibitor activity. Bases 49 to 630 code for a protein of 193 amino acids.
GUAGGUCGAACACCGACGCCAGCCGAACCGCACUAGUCUUUACGCGCCAUGGCCAACGUGGAGGUACAGAGCGUCUUGGAGCGACACGCAGCGCGGAGGACGUUUCCUCUCCUGGCCCGGACCAAGGCCUGCCGGAACCUCUUCGGCCCCGUCGACCACGAGGAGCUGAACCGGGAGAUGAAGCAGAAGCUCCAGGAGAUCUCGGACGGAGAGCGCAGCCGCUGGAACUUCAACUUCGAGCAGGACUCGCCGUUGCCUGGGAAUUACGAGUGGGAGGAGGUGAGCGCGCGCUGCCUGCCGGCCUUCUACAUGGACUCGGUGCGGUGCGGCGCGAGAGCGCGGACUGCUUUGCCUCUUCUCGAUAAUAAAGUGGAGUGCGAGGGGAAAAGCGAGGAGCAGGCGCGCGAGCGUCCGGCCGGCGAGGUGAACCAGGAGAACCAGUCUGGAGCGCUGAAUGGCACGUCAGCGUGCGCGCGCAGACGGAGGAGGACAGGGUCUGUCCCAGAUUCUCCACGAAACAACAGCACUCAAAUCACAGACUUUUUCCCCAGAAGGAAAAGACCUGCAGAGCGGAAGCCUGAGAGCCCCUCACUGCCCGUUGAAGUCACUCCGCGCAAGAGAAUCAGAUGAUGUUUGUGGAAACGCAGCUCCUGUGUUUAUCUGCUGAGCGGAUGAAGGACACAGUGAGGACGACACAGCCUGCUUUCUGUUUAUUGUGAUUUGAUCUGUAAUUAUUUUCUCUCUCUCUCUCUCUCUCUCUCUCUCUCUCUCUCUCUCUCUCUCUCUCUCUCUCUCUCUCUCUCUCUCUCUCUCUCUCUCUCUCUCUCUCUCUCUCUGGUGUAUGUAGCAAUACUGGCUCUGCCAAAACGGACUCUGUUGCAGUGUUACAACCUUUUAAACGGUGCAAUUUUAAUUUCCACACUUUGUUUUUUAUUUUUUGUGAUUGAGUGUUGUGUAGGCUAGACCAUAGAAGCCUGUUUCGUUCUCCUUUUGAAUAAUAUGCUAAUUUAUGUUCUGGUUAUUUAUGAUCCAAGAUAGUUUGGUCACUUCUUUAUUUACAGUUAUUGUUUAUUUACUGCAAUAUUUUUAAUUUUAUCUUGUGUUUUAUUUAAGUUCUUGGGGGAUGUCAUGCAAAGAAUGUUUCUGAGCCGAUUGUUUAAUAUAUAAAUAUAUAUAUUCGAGCUUUGUAUUGAAAUGCAAAA